GGCGGCGCGCGGUGCAUUGUGGGGGGCGGUCGAGGCGGCCCGCGGGCGCCGGAGCCGGACCCGGCGCAUGGGGUGGCGUGGCCGGGACUGAGCUCCCCUCCGGCACCAUGAGCGAGACGGUGCUGUGCUCAGCCCGGGCCACGGUGAUGAUCUAUGAUGAUACCAACAAGAAAUGGGUCACGGCUGGGUCGGGGUCCAGCGCCUACAGCCACGUGCAGCUCCUGCACCGCCCUGCGGCUGGUGCCUUCCGUGUUGUGGCCCGCAAGAUCCAGCCUGACCAGCAGGUGGUGAUGAACUGUGCGCUGGUCCGGGGGCUGCGCUACAACCAGGCAACUGCCAGCUUCCACCAGUGGCGUGAUGCCCGCCAGGUUUGGGGGCUCAGCUUCUGCACUCGGGAGGAUGCUGCUGCCUUUGCCACCGCCAUGCAGGGCGCACUCGCUACCCUUGACACUGGCUCCACACAGGCCUGGCUGGCCCCGAACGGCCCCAGCCCGGAGGAGAUGGAGCCACAGAGAAGGCAGCAGAUGGAGCCGCAGCAGCAGGUGGAGCCAGAGCGCCGGGGCCCAGGCACAGGAGCUCCACAACCCCCUUCAGGAGGACCCCUGCCUCCGCCUGGCCCUCCACCCCCACCAGGGCCACCCCCCCCACCUGGUCCUCCCCCUGCUACUGGGGGGGGGCCACCACCUGCACCCCCCCUGCCUGCAACCCAGGGCCCUGGUGCAGGGGGUGGGAGUGGGGGCACUGGUCUUGCAGCUGCCCUUGCAGGGGCCAAACUCAGGAAAGUUGGCAAGCCCCAGGAGGAUGGUGCUAGCCCAGGCGGGGGUGGGGGCAGUAGUGGCAGCCCCGGCUCAGCCCCCCGGAGCACGGGUGGCAGUGGUGGGGGGCUCAUGGAGGAGAUGAACGCCAUGCUGGCCCGGCGGCGGAAGGCGACGCUGCAGGGUGACAAGCCCCUUCCAAAGAGAGAUGAGGAUGUUUCAAGUCAAGAUGACUCUGAGGCCUCAGGGACUAGGACCCCCAGCCAGCAGCCCGCUGUGCCCCCCCCAGCAGCCUGUCCUCACCUACAUGUCUCUGCAGACCUGGUCCGGCGGCCGUGGGAGAAGAACAGCACCACGCUGCCCAGGGCAAAAUCAGCUGCUCCUGUGAGCAGCAUGGAACCACCCAGCGCGGAGGACUCAGACCUGGAGCGAGUCAAACAGGAGCUGCUGGAGGAGGUGCGGCGGGAGCUGCAAAAGGUGAAAGAGGAGAUCAUUGAGGCAUUCGUGCUGGAGCUGCGGAAGCGUGGAGGCCCCUAGGGUGCAGCCCCCUGCCCCCCACCCCGUGGUGCCUUACCCAGGCUCAGCACCCCCUGGGGGUUGUCCCAGGAGUGCCAUGCCCUGGGGGUGGGGCCAUGCCCCCUCCCUGCCGACAGGGCCACACCUCCCCACUCCUACCCCCUUUCCUGGUGCAUUGGGUUUUUUGGGGUUCGGUUGUUUUAUAGCUUUGGGGAGGCCUUUCCACCCCCCUGGCCUGGGGUGGGAUUGAGAACCCCCCCCUUGCCUCACCCCUUGGUAUCAGGUGGAGCUAAUUCAGCCCCACCCCCCUAGCAUGGAGGGUGGGGCCUGGGUCCCCCCUCUCCCCCGAGAGUUCAGCUUUGUUUCUCUCUUUUAUACGGUUUUUGGGUUUUUGUUUUUUUUUUUUUUGUUUUUUGUUUUUUUACUGAUUUCACGGGUUUUGGGCCUUGGCCUGAGUUCAAUAAACCUGCCUUUUUGUAUGGCA
This is a messenger RNA of Alligator mississippiensis (American alligator), 1755 nucleotides long. RefSeq names its product vasodilator stimulated phosphoprotein (gene VASP). Gene Ontology annotation, biological process: actin cytoskeleton organization; neural tube closure; positive regulation of actin filament polymerization. The transcript has 13 exons. Gene Ontology annotation, molecular function: SH3 domain binding; profilin binding. NCBI's taxonomy places the organism in Eukaryota, Metazoa, Chordata, Crocodylia, Alligatoridae. The record is from RefSeq and is a predicted model, not a curated record. Bases 108 to 1292 code for a protein of 394 amino acids.